UUGUUGCCUCUCAGCUGUUUAUCAACCACGUCACAUCGUCAAUUCGCUUGCCGCUUAUAAAAAUCAUGUAAAUUUUCUUCUAAACGUAACUCUUUUUUCAAUUGUUUGUGUUUGUCUAUAAAAUAUGAAAUUCGCCGAUGUUUUACGUCGUCUGGAUGCGUAUCCGCGCACCCUAGAUGAUUUCAGCGUGCGCACAGUGGGCGGCGCCGCCGUUACAAUCAUUAGUACCAGCAUUAUAAGCCUGCUUGUCUUUCUGGAGUUCCUCAACUACAUGAAGCCGAUGCUGAGCGAGGAGCUCUUUGUGGACACGACGCGCGGUCACAAGCUGCGAAUCAACCUGGACGUCACGCUGCACAAUUUGGCAUGCAAUUAUAUAUCUUUGGAUGCAAUGGACUCCUCAGGUGACACACACUUGCGCGUGGACCAUGAUGUGUUCAAGCAUCGUUUAGAUCUCGAGGGACAGCCCCUAAAGGAAACGCCCAUCAAGGAAAUCGUGGCCGUUUCGCCGCCCAAUAAGAACAGCACCUGUGGCAGCUGCUACGGUGCCGAGCACAAUGCCACUCACUGCUGCAACACCUGCGAGGAUGUUUUGGAUGCGUAUCGGGUGCGCAAGUGGAACAUGCAGGUGGACAAAAUCGAGCAGUGCAAAGGAAAAUACAAGCGCACCGAUGAAGAUGCCUUCAAGGAAGGCUGCCGCAUACAGGGCCACCUAGAGGUCAACCGGAUGGCAGGCAGCUUCCACUUUGCUCCCGGCAAGAGUUUCUCCAUACGUCAGUUUCACAUACACGACUUUCAGUUUACCAAUGUGAAGCUCUCCCACACCAUUAAUCACCUCUCUUUCGGCGAGAAGAUUGAAUUUGCCAAAACGCAUCCACUGGACGGGCUGCGCGUGGAAGUUCAGGAAUCCAAAAGUGAAAUGUUCAACUAUUAUUUGAAAAUUGUGCCGACGCUCUAUGAGCGGCACAGCGACGGUCAGCCCAUAUAUACAAAUCAGUUCUCGGUCACGCGGCAUCGCAAGGAUUUAACGGAUCGGGAGCGUGGGAUGCCGGGCAUCUUCUUUAGCUAUGAGCUCUCACCGCUGAUGGUCAAGUACGCCGAGCGGCAUGUCUCCUUUGGUCACUUUGCCACCAACUGCUGCUCGAUUGUUGGCGGCGUCUUCACCGUGGCGGGCAUUUUGGCGGUGCUCCUAAACAACUCGUGGGAGGCCCUUCAACGUAAACUGGAAGUUGGCAAACUCAGUUAGCGAACCAAUAUGUGGACUAUUUCGAGAAUCUCUCCAGCUUUAUUAGGCCUAACAAAUUCCGAAGCUCAUCGAAUAUCUCACAAUGCCGACAAAUCGCUAAAUAAAAAUGCUUAAUUUUA
This is a messenger RNA of Drosophila virilis, 1362 nucleotides long. Its product is annotated as endoplasmic reticulum-Golgi intermediate compartment protein 3. Gene Ontology annotation, biological process: endoplasmic reticulum to Golgi vesicle-mediated transport; retrograde vesicle-mediated transport, Golgi to endoplasmic reticulum. Gene Ontology annotation, cellular component: COPII-coated ER to Golgi transport vesicle; endoplasmic reticulum; Golgi membrane. The record is from RefSeq and is a predicted model, not a curated record. Lineage: Eukaryota; Metazoa; Arthropoda; Insecta; Diptera; Drosophilidae.